Molecule: messenger RNA, 813 nt
Organism: Papaver somniferum (opium poppy)
Lineage: Eukaryota; Viridiplantae; Streptophyta; Magnoliopsida; Ranunculales; Papaveraceae
Exons: 3
Coding region: 1-813 (270 amino acids)
Molecular function (GO): RNA-DNA hybrid ribonuclease activity; nucleic acid binding
Source: RefSeq, a predicted model, not a curated record
AUGCCGUUUGGAUUGAAGAAUGCGGGUGCGACGUAUCAGCGAAUGGUAGGAAAGGUGUUUGAGAAAUGGAUACAUACAACAAUAGAGGUCUAUGUCGAUGACAUGUUAGUAAAGAGCAAAGAGGCGGAAGAUCAUGUUGAUGAUUUGAGAGAAAUCUUUGAGCAUAUGCGAAAGUUCAAUAUAUCAAGGCUCAUAAGAUUAAGUUUCGCAGUAUUAUCUUCACCAAAGUCACAAAUCAUCGCAGAGUUCCUGGCCGAAUUUCCAUUGGAGGAAGAUGAGUAUGUAGAAGAUAUGAUGGACGUGGAUGAGAAACAUGGGAAUCUUAAAGAUUUAUUGACAGAUCGAAAUUUAAACAGAUGGGAGAUACUAGUAGAUGGAUCGUCUAACGGAGAAGGAAAUGGUAUUGGUAUUGUCUUUAUUUCACCGGAAGGAGCGCGAAUGUCUUGCUCAUUCAGGUUGGAGUUCGCAUCCACAAAUAAUGAAACCGAGUAUGAGGCAGUUGUACAUGCAUUGAAGUUAGCAAUUGAAAUGGAGGUAAAGGAAGCGCGAGUAACUAGUGACUCCCAAUUAGUAAUUCGACAGAUAAAAGGUAAAUAUUGUACAAAUGAACCAUCUUUACAGAAAUACAAGAAAUUGGUCAUGGAAUUAGCAGAGCGAAUUCCAAACAUAAGUUGGAGACAUAUAGGCAGAAAAUAUAAUAGGCUCGCACAUGCAUUGGCUUUCAUACCCUCCAUGUUAAUAGAUCUAAUUGCACGAGAUAUAAAGAUGCAAACUCUUUAUUUACCAUCUAUAAAGAAAGAAGACGAAACAUAA